Molecule: messenger RNA, 2563 nt
Organism: Clarias gariepinus (North African catfish)
Lineage: Eukaryota; Metazoa; Chordata; Actinopteri; Siluriformes; Clariidae
Gene: ntn4
Product: netrin 4
Exons: 10
Coding region: 391-2136 (581 amino acids)
Biological process (GO): cell migration; substrate adhesion-dependent cell spreading; basement membrane assembly
Cellular component (GO): laminin trimer
Molecular function (GO): protein binding
Source: RefSeq, a predicted model, not a curated record
GCACGAGUUCGAGAUGAGAUGAGAUGCGUAUGAAGAGGAAAACGUGUGUCGUGCUUCAGUCGCUGUAGUCUCUCAUGGCACGUGCACGGUAACAGUGUGGCUUCAGUGUGCUGGGAAACAGAUGGCGGCGUCGCGCGAGACUGGCGCCGCUGCGCAGGUGAGCGCUUUCUGUUCAACACGGAGGCAGCGGCGCGCGCGCACGCACCUGGCCGAGCCACGCUGACGCGGUCAUGCUUCUACUUGCCGCUUGAGAAACGCUGGCGCUACUUCGCCUUGUUUUUUUGGGGGGGAAUAAGAGAAUUCACACCGGAUAUAAUUCGAAUCGUUUUUAAGACAUUGAAGACGUUUUUUUUUUCUUCUUUUGUUUUGAGACGUUUGGACGCGGCAUCGAUGGAGAGGUGGGCGUUGUUUCUCGUGCUCGCGUGCGGCGCUUCACACUCCGCGCGCUCAGGCUGUGAGAAUCGUGUGUGUAAUCCUCGUAUGGGCAACCUGGCCGCCGGGCGCCCAGUGCUCACGGACACACAGUGUGGCUCACCUACACCAGAGUACUUAUGUAGCUUUGAAGAUGGCAGCUGCAUACCACAGUGUAAAGUGUGUCACCCUCAUGGUCACCCACCCACCUCCAUGACCGACUCGUCCUUCACACAGCCACCUACAUGGUGGCAAUCAGCCGGAGACGCUAUCACUGAAACAUUGCAGUUGGACCUGGAGGUGGAAUUUUAUUUUACUCACUUGAUUGUGAUCUUCCAUUCACCACGCCCUGCAGCAAUGACUGUGGAGUGUUCACGGGAUUUUGGGCAUACCUGGAGCACCCUGCACUCGUAUGCCCACAACUGCAGCUCUUGGUUUGGACUGAAAGAUGGUCAUGGCUGUACUGAGAAAUACUCAUCACCAAGACCUUGUAGAGGUGGAGAGGUUAUAUAUCGUGCUCUCUCCCCCUUGGGCGUAUUAGAACCCUACAGUGCAAAGGCUCGCACCCAACUUGGCAUUACCAACCUCCGAGUGCGCCUGCUGCAGCCCCAGCUGUGCCCAUGUCAGCUCAAAGAGAGUAACGCGCGCCUCCUUAGUGUCCCCUAUGCCAUCUCUGACUUCAUCUUGAAGGGAGCUUGCUUGUGCUAUGGCCAUUCUGAGCAUUGUGUGCCAGCCAGUGGCUACCCUGCCACACACAGUCAUGGCCAUUAUGUGGUGCAUGGCAAGUGUGUGUGUCGGCAUCACACUGCAGGUGAUCACUGUGAGAGAUGUGAUCGUCUCUAUAAUGACCGACCAUGGAGGGCAGCAAGUGGUCUAACUGGAGAAGCUCACCAGUGUGUUAAGUGCAAGUGUAAUGGACAUGCAGAGAGCUGCCACUUUGACAUAAGUGUAUGGCUGCGUUCUGGUCAGAGAAGUGGAGGUGUCUGUCACUGCCUGCACAAUACAACAGGUCGUCACUGUCAUCAGUGCAAAAUUGGCUUUUACAGACAUCCCGAAAGACCGUUGACUGCUGCCAACUCCUGUACACCUUGUUUGUGCGAUCGUGUCGGAACUGAGAGUUGUAAUCCUGCUAACGGGGACUGUAUCUGCAAGCCUGGUGUGGCCAGCCCGCUUUGUGACAAGUGUAUGCUGGGAUACUGGGGUUUCACCGAAUACGGCUGCAGACCUUGUCACUGUGCAGGUGACUGUGAUCCAUACACUGGAGACUGCAUGAUGGGGUCCGAUCCUGAUCACAACAACAGCAUAUUUCGAGUGGAGGAACUUUUUUCUGCUCUGAACUUUCAAGAGAAAUGUGUCUGCAAACAGCAUUCCCUUAAGAACAGUAAAGUUUUCUGCACUAUGAAAUAUUCCUAUGCUCUAAAGGUAAAAGUGCUGGCAGCACAUGAUAAGGGCUCUCAUGCUGAGGUGGAUGCUAAAGUUCUGAAGGUGCUGUGGAGCAGCUCCCCCCACAGGCUCAUGGAAGGAACUGUCACUUUGUAUCCAGAGUCCUGGACAACCCGAGGCUGUACUUGCCCUGUACUGUAUCCUAGGAAAGAAUAUCUAGUUGUUGGGCACCACGAUUUGAGGAAAGGUCGACUUCUGGUCAACAUGAAGAGUUUAGUGAAGCCAUGGAGAGCCAAUCACAGCCGUCGUGUGCUACAGCUCUUUAAAACUAAAUGCACCUGAAUGAGAUAGGGAAUGCAUGAGAGAUAGGGUAAGAGAAUGAUGUGGUCAAAUUUAGCCAAAACCUUUGUGAAUUUACACACUGUAUUGUGCAAGCGUGUAUCACUGAAUGAAAGUGUGGCAGACGAGGUCGUUAUGAAUGUCUGUUGUACAGAAUGUAUAUUCAUUGAAUGUACAUAUUAUAAUGUAUAAAAUUUUGUAUCUUUUUGAGCUUGUACUGUACAUAACAUGGCAAACAUUUGUAUAUAAUGCCCUAAUGAAAAUAUGCUUAUUAAAUGCAAUAGAAACUGGCUUGCGACAGACAAAAAUGGGAAUUUGUUUCUUCUAGAACCCUACUUUGAAGAAAAUACCAACUUUGAUGAACGUUUUUGGACGCUAAUCUUCAAAUAAAUUACUACAGUCAUGUUUCUUUUCAAGUCCAUCUCUUGUG